CAAGCACGCACACGCCGGCACGCCAAGCUAAAACUACAGUGCAGUGCAGCAACUACCCUUCCUCUUCCUCCUGCCCGCGGGAGACGAGGGAAACGGUCGGCGGCGGAGGAGGAUGGGGCGCGGGGCGGAGGCGGAGGACGACGCCGCCGGGGAGGGCAAGCCGACGCUGCUGCAGCGGUGGUCCUCGUCGGUGUGGGCCGUCAGCGGGAGCGGCCGCCUGAUGUGGGCGCGCAACGAGGCGUGGCAGGCGCACGCCGGGAUGGCCUUCGUCCAGGUCUCCUACGGCGGCUACCACGUCCUCACCAAGUCCGUCCUCAACGUCGGCAUGAACCAGAUCGUCUUCUGCGUCUACCGCGACCUCGUCGCGCUCGCGCUCCUCGCCCCCAUCGCCUUCCUCCGAGAGAGAAACGUGCGGCGCCCGGUGACCCGUCAGCUCCUCGCGUUGUUUGCUCUCCUGGGCUUCACAGGGAUCUUUGGGAACCAGCUCCUCUUCCUCCUUGGCCUCAGCUUCACCAACGCCUCCUACGCCGCGGCUUUCCAGCCGGCGAUACCGGUGUUCACGUUUCUCUUGGCCGCAAUUGUCGGUGUUGAGGUGAUCAACAUCUUCACGAAAGACGGAUUUGUCAAAGUUCUUGGCACAGCCGUGUGCGUGUCUGGUGCGGUCCUUAUGGCCAUCUACAGAGGCCCGUCUUUGAUUGGGAUGGUAAGCACCAUCGCAGCAGAUGGAAAUGCUCUGGCCGGCACACGGAGUAGCAAUGCCUAUUCUGCUCAGUGGUUGACCACAGCCAUGCUCCGAUAUGGUGUGGAGACAUGGCAUCUUGGGGUCGUGUGCCUUAUUGGAAAUUGCUUCCUGAUGGGUGCUUAUCUAGUCAUUCAGGCUCCGGUGCUGAUAAAAUAUCCUGCAAGCUUAUCCUUGACUGCUUACUCCUAUUCUUUUGCCACCUUGUUUAUGGUAUUGACUGGGGCAUUUGCUACCAAUGGGCUCCACGAGUGGGCACUGACAACAACUGAGGUCAUAGCUGUCUUAUAUGCUGGAAUUAUUGCAUCUUGUGUGAACUAUGCGAUCAUGACUUGGGCAAACAAAAUUCUAGGACCCUCUCUAGUUGCCCUGUACAAUCCACUCCAACCAGCAUGUUCUACCUUGCUUUCAACUAUUUUUCUUGGAACCCCAAUUUAUGUCGGAAGUGUUGCCGGGGGACUCUUCAUCAUUGCUGGUCUUUACCUGGUUACUUGGGCUCGUUACAAUGAAGCUCAAAGAGUCCUGACAGCCAGUUAUUUGCGACCUCUUCUUGUGGAGGACCCACCAACCGCCAAGGCAGAAGGAGGUUCCUUCAGUGGCUCCAUUGAUCCCUAGACCCCAGAGGGGUAGAUGGGUUGGCUUAAUUGUUUGUUCCUAGGACAGCAGCAUCAAAUUUAUUUCACACGUGUUGUUAGUUUAAUACAGUUCUUGCCUAGAGUCGUCCUCUUCAAGAUACCAUGCUUUAAGAAGCAUGUUAUUACCAUUUAAAGCAUUUGAAUUAAGUUCCAUCCUCAGGAAGACUUGCAGGAUACUGAAAGAAAUCAUAUCCUGAACAUAAGCUGGACCUUCUGCAUCCCAGUCGGCAUUCUGCACCAAGCAUUUGUAGAAGAUACCUUUGGUCAGGAAUUUGCAGUAAUCCUCCAGCUUCUAUAAUUUUCUUUACAGGGCCAUCAAAACCUCUCCAAUGAAAGCAGAAUAUUCUUUUAGGCCUGGAAGUUGAAGCUACAAUACACUAGAGCAAGACAACUGUUCUUCUGUGGCAGAGUCAGCACUCCAAAGAUCUGAUAUCAGAUUUUGUAACAAUUGGUUAUUAUAGUACUCGUAUUGUGCCUUGUUGUAUAUGUGUUUAUCUUCUCUAAUUCCAUUGUUGUCUUUGCUUCCGGCCGGCUAUGAUCAGUACUUCUGCCAAGAUCAGUAGUGUUCUUACGCGACGAUGGAAUCCAACCUGCUCUCGCCCUCGCUCCCUACCUCUUUGUUUCUACGCACGUACUCCCGCCAUGCUAACUUUUCUUGUCAUGAUGGAACCGUCGAACAGAUGAAGACAAUGAUAUCCUCGUCGGAUUGAGAUCGGAUGGCUGAGAUUCAUGGCCUGAGACCAAAAAAGGUACACGUGUAAAAUGGCCUGAGAUUCAUGCACGUACUCCUAGCGCACCCUGCCGCCUCCGCCGUUGUUCCCCGCACUCCCCGGCGAGGAGAAGCUGGCCCGGCUCCAGCACGCGCCGUGAACCGCGAGGAUCGAGUCCUACGCCGUGUCCGGCCGCCACAUCCUGCUCUCGGCGGCGGCGGGAUGUCCGGUCGCCGGCACGGUGGCGUUCGACGCGUCCGCGGAGGAGUGGCACUUCGUGGAUCGCGAGAGGAGCCUGCCGUUCGUCGGCGAGGCCGUUCCCUACGGCCGCCUCUUCCUCGGCAGGUCCAGGAGCAAAGACUCCAAAGACCUCACCGCCUACGACAUCGCCGUGACGAAGAAGGGCACUGAUCGGACGCUGGCCAUCGUCGAGGUCCCUCUUACUUUCGUCAUGGCAGGAGACUCGCCGGUGAUGUCCGGCCAGUUCUUCUCUUGCUUGGGGAAUGGGGUCGUGUGCGCCAUGGGUUGCUUGACCGAAGGAACAUCCCGCGAUGUAGAAAUAGAUGAUGACGAGCUCUACAUCCAUUUGUACAGCCCUGUCAGUGCAGAGGAAGGGGAAGCAGAGGCACAACAGGGUGUAACCGUGCUAUCCAGCAAAGGCUCUAGGUAUCACCUCAGGCUUCAUGAGCCACUUUGCCGGCUGGUUGCCCCAACACUUGUUGCUGCUCCAUGCGUUGCUAUCUAGUGCUUUUGUGGUUUUUCUGAUCUACUUGGGAGCAACACAUUGGGCUGCUUUUUGCAGCUAUCGCGAUUCUGUCAGCAUACACACAACAGUACGCAUGAUGCACAGUGGUAGUUCGUAUGGUAAUCAGGGCACCUUGGAGUACUAGUACUGAAUACUGAUGGAACUUGCAUUGAGGUUGUGCUUGCUUCCUGAGGUGUGCAGGUUCCUGUAGUCUCUUGUUUAUGACAUCUUGUGUGGGCAAACGAUUCUCCUACUGUCUGUUGCUCGGGGUUCUACUAAAAUGGAUAUCCUGUAAUUUCUGAAGCUACCUAAACUCAAAAGACAUGCAUCGUGUUA
Molecule: messenger RNA, 3165 nt
Organism: Setaria italica (foxtail millet)
Lineage: Eukaryota; Viridiplantae; Streptophyta; Magnoliopsida; Poales; Poaceae
Product: WAT1-related protein At3g45870
Exons: 10
Coding region: 113-1354 (413 amino acids)
Cellular component (GO): plasma membrane
Molecular function (GO): transmembrane transporter activity
Source: RefSeq, a predicted model, not a curated record